AUGGCCCUUCAGGAAGUCACUCCGUCUUCCUCCGCCCCUGCCUCCUCUCCCUCCCCCGCCUCCCCCGCUUUUCCUACCCCUUCUCGCCUCGAUCCCCCCUCUCCGUACCUCCCAUCCCCGCUCGGUGCCUCUUCCGCGGGUCCCGCGCCCGACAACCCCAUUUCCCCGCGAUUCUGCUCCCCGCGCGCAAUCUCUCCCCCGCCGCUUCCGCCUCCCGUUCCCCCGUCCCUCUGGGCGCGCGUGGAGCGCACGAUCAACUCACUGUGCCACAACCGCUGGCUGGGGCUCAUCUGCGGGCUAUGGCUGCUCGCGUGCGCGGGGAGCUCCGCGACGUUCGCGAUCUACUCGCCGGCGCUUAAAGCCGUCGGCGGGUACAACCAGCGAGAGGUGGACGGGCUCGCGGUGGCGAAGGACAUGGGCGAGAGCGUGGGGUUACUGCCGGGGCUGCUGUGCGACGCGCUGCCCGUGUGGGCGCUCGUGCUCGUCGGGUCGCUGCACUAUCUCGUCGGCUUUAGCGGGCUCUUCGCCGUCGCCACUCAGCGGAUUCUGCCGCUGCCGUUCUGGCAGAUGUGCGGGCUGAUGCUGAUGGGGUCGCAGGGCACGGCGUGGUUCAACACGGCGGUGCUCGUCACGUGCGUGCGCAACUUCCCGCGCUCGCGCGGCUCGGUGGUGGGGCUACUUAAAGGCGUCGUGGGGCUGUCGGGGGCCAUCUUCACGCAGGUGUACGCCGCGCUCAUCGCGCCGGAUCAGGCGGCGUACCUCGGGUUCAUCGCCAUCGUGCCGCCGCUCGUGUCGCUCCCCGCCAUGACGUUCCUCAGGCCGUCGAAGCGGCUGCGCGCGGGGCACUGCACGGCGCACGAGACGGAGCGCGACGUGCGGCGGCGCGAGGAGCACGAGGCGCAGACGCUGCACACGUUCCUGGUGAUCGCGCUGGGGCUCGCGGCGUACCUGCUGCUCGCCAUGCUGCUCCACGACAGCAACUCCUCGCAACAGGUGCGGCGACGGGCGGGGUGGAGGUGGGCAAGGGGCAAUGGGAAAAGGGGGGAAAUGGGGAAAUGGGGAAGUGGAGAGAUGGGAGAGUGCUGUAAUGGGGAAUCGGAAAGAGGGAGGAGGGAGGAGUGGAGGAGAGGGAGAGGGGCGGAGGAAGUGGGGGAGAUAAGUAUGGACCGGGGUGGUUGGCUCCCUCUCUCCUCCACCUCGGAUGCUCGCUAUCGCCACCAACACACAUCCAACUCACCAUUCCCCCUCUUCCUCCGUCUGCCCGUCCGUCUUGCGUACCCAUUCUCCCUUCCUUCCCCCCAACCCGUUCCCCUCUUCCUUCCCCCCAACUCGCCCCCCACGCUCUCCCGCAACCCGUCCUCCCCUCUUGUGCAGUUCAACCGCGGCAUUCUCGCGGGCAUGGUGUCCUUCCUGCUGCUGCCGCUCGCCACCUUCCUCCCCCCGCUCGUCCCCACCUCCUCCGCGCUCCCCUCCACCGCGCUCACCCCCACCGCCUCCGUCACUCCCCCCAAGUCCCGCCGCCCCUCCGCGGAAGAUGGGGGCGCAGGCGAGGGGGGGCUGGAGAGGAGUCGGACGUGGGACGGCGGGGAGGCGGGGGCAGCAGCGGGGGCAGCGGGAGCAGGGGGGGCGGGGGGAGCGGGAGGUGGGGAGGCGAGGGAGGAGCGGGCAGUGAUGCUGGGAAGCUUCCUGGAGGAUGAGUCACUUCUGGGGGGGGACAGGCGCGGCAGGGAGGGGGAGGGGACGGGGGGCGGGUUCCGGGGGGGAGUGUUGGAGCGCAGUGAGAGCUACGACUCUCUGCUGUCGGACAUCAGCCGCGUCAGCUCCCUCGCUGACCUCCAGUCCUACUUCGCUCGCGGAGGAGGAGGAGGAGGGGGCGCGCUAGGAAUGCCCUCGCCCAUCGGCAUGGGCAUGGGCAUGGGUGGCGGUGGUGCCAUGGGGGGUGCUUCGGGUGCUUAUUGGGCGACGGAGGGGAGCAGCAGCAGCAGCAUGGGCGCGGGUGGAGGGUCGUCGGGUGUGUUCCUCGCAGUCCAGGGCGUGGGGGGCAGCAGCAGUCCCAUGGGCAGUCAGCAGGCAGGGAGCUGUAGCAGCACGGGAGGAUAUUAUUACCCUCCGUCAGGCUCCAUCCCCUCCGCCUCCGCCUCCUCCUCCUCCGCCCUCUCACUGGCGCCUCCCAGGGCCAGGCCGGUCUUCUCACAAUCCACCUUCUCCCCGCCCGCGCCUGCCUUCACCAUUGGCACCUCCCCCCCGCCUCCCUCGCUCACCCUCGCUGCUCCCUCCGCGACCUCUGCUGCUGCACCUGCAGCUUCUGCUGGCGCUGCUGCCACAGUUCCACCUGCAGGUGCAGCAACAGGUGCGAGCCUUACCAGCGGUACUGCUACUACUACUGCUGCGUCCUCCCUGCGCAGCCCUGUGGGACUGGCAGCGGCCCUGGCACCAGCGUCACAGCGCUUCUCCUCGCUCCGCCCCCCUGCACAAGGGAGCACCUCUGACUCGGCGCGCAAGGAAGCGCCGGCGUCCCCAUCUAUGGGUGCUGGCGGUGCUGGGGACGUGUUGAAAGAGCCGCUCUUGAUGCGGCAGCAGCAGGAGGAGGAGGGGGAGGGGGCAAGGCGGGGACCUGGGCCAGUCGCCGGAGCAGCAGCAGCAGCAACAGCAGCAGCAGCGCCAUCCGCACUGCCUUCCCCUCCACCCAGCACCACCGCCUCCUCCCACUUCUCCUUCCUCUCCCGCUGCCUCCCCAUCUCCUGUUGGCCCCUCCGCCCGUCCACCAGCCUCCCAACGCAGCAGCAGCUUCAGCAACACCAUCACCACCACCACACAGAGGAGGAGCGGCGGCGCAAGCAAGCAGAACUACUACUGGCAGUGGGUGAGGGAGCAGUGCGCGUGGGAGGGGGCAGGCGCCGGUCAGGGCCGAGAAGAGGGCAGGACUUCACUCUGCAGCAGGCGGCAGUGAAGGCGGAUUUCUGGCUGCUGUUUGUGUCGUUCCUGUGCGGUACGGGCAGCGGGCUGACGGCGAUUAACAACCUGGCGCAGAUGGGCGCGGCACAGGGGUACUCGAGUGUGCGUGUGUUCCUGUCGCUGCUCAGCGUCAGCAACUUCGUGGGGCGGCUGCUGGCGGGAUAUGCAUCGGAGCAUGUGGUCAAGGAUCACAUGCUCCCGCGCCCCGUGCUUCUCCUGCUAGCGCAAUCCCUCAUGGCCGUAGGCCACAUCUUCUUUGCCCUGGCAUUCCCCUCCUCGCUGCAUCUGGGGUCGGUGAUAGUGGGGCUGUGCUACGGCGUGCACUGGUCCAUCAUGCCGGCCACGGCCAGUGAAAUCUUUGGCCUCAAGCACUUCGGCAUGCUCUACAACACGCUCACCGCCGCCUGCCCCAUGGGCUCGUUUGUCUUUUCUGGGAUGAUUGCGGGGUAUUUCAGCGCCAGCAGCAGCAGCAGUGUGGUGACACAGAGCAUGAGCACCGUGGGCAGCGGCGGUCUGCAUGGGGCGGAGUGGCCAGUGUCAGACAAGGUCGAGGAGUGCUACGGCGCGCACUGCUUCCGCCUCACAUUCUUCAUCAUGGCCGCGGUGUGCCUGCUCGGGGUGUGCUUGAACCUCAUCCUUAUUCUGCGCACCCGUGUCGUGUAUGCGUCACUGUAUGCCCAGCCGGAUGCAAAGGCGCAGAAAGAGGAGGCAGAGGUGCGGGCUGCUGCAAGAGAAGUGGUUUCAGCAGCAGCUGCUGCUGCACGGAGGGCCCGAUACGUCCCCACAGGCCACACGCUCGGUCGCGGCGCCUUUGGCACCGUUCGCGUGUGCCGAGACUCCGCAACAGGCGGCGAGGUCGCAGUCAAGACAAUAUCGAAGCGGGUGUUAGCACUCGACAAUCCGGAUUUCGCGGAUGACUUCCGCCAGGAGGUGGCAAUCAUGCGGCUCGUCUCCCGCAGUGAAGUGAGUGGCGUGGUGCGGCUGCUGGAUGUGCGGGAAUCGCGCGACCACGUGCAUCUCGUCAUGGAGCGGUGCAACGCCGGGUCGCUCUCGGCCCUGAUCAAGUCGCGCCAACGGCUACCUGAGCAUGAGGCUGCUGACGUCAUCAGGCAGCUGCUGACGACAGUAGCAGGGCUUCACAAAAUAGGAGUGAUCCACCGCGACUUAAAGCCGGAGAACGUGCUGCUGUGUUGCAGCAAUACUAGCUGCAUGACCACUGCUGACUGCCAGACUUGCAGUCGAACGGGAAUAGACGCGAUCAGCGGUGUUUCUAGCAACAGCGGCGACACAGCGCGCGAGGAUUGCGCAGAGAGAGGACGGCGGAGAAGCGAAGAUAGCAGUUGCUCGAACAGCGAGAGCGGCAGCACCAGCGCUAGCGCCAGCGGCAGCCCUAGGGUACCCUCCUGCCCGAGCGGCGGCAGUUGCGACGACAGUGCUUGCAGCAAUGGCGGAUGCAGUUGGCCGAGCAGUCGUGGCGGCGCGAGAUCCUUAUGCCACUGGAGCGUAAAGCUCGCGGAUUUCGGCCUCGCCGUCUGCCUCCCCGCGCCGUCCGCGCAGAUCCGCGGAGUGGCGGGCACGGCGUUCUACAUGGCGCCGGAAGUGGCGCGCGGGCGGCUGUACGGGCGGGAGGCGGACAUGUGGUCGCUGGGCGUGGUGCUCCACGUGCUGCUGUCCGGCCGCCUCCCUUUCUACGGACGCACCGAGGACGAAACGCGGAAAAAGGCAUGUGCGGGCCACGUGGUGUUCUCAGAUAAGUACUGGGCGGGAGUGUCUGGGGCAGCGCGGCAGGCGGUGCUGCAGAUGCUGACGGUGGAGCCAAGGUGGCGGGCGACAGCUGAACAGGUGCUGCACUGUGACUGGCUGAGGGAAACAGGGCAAUGCUGA
Messenger RNA from Closterium sp. NIES-65, 4839 nucleotides. Lineage: Eukaryota; Viridiplantae; Streptophyta; Zygnematophyceae; Desmidiales; Closteriaceae. The record is from the annotation of a GenBank genome assembly.